CUUUCCUUUUUUUCAUCUCGGGUUGAAGAAUAUAUAAAGCUUUUUUUCUCCCAAUAUAUUUUUGCUAACUUUUUGUUUUUGCUGUUCAAAUAUUUAGGGUUUUUCAUAGAUUGGUUGUCAUUUUCUUAUAGAAGUACUUCUGUACCAAAGAAACGUCUUCAAUUUCAUGGCGGUUACAUUUAAAUUCACUUCUCUACAGUGACUUUGCUGUAUGCGAAUUUGUUUUCAGGUUUCGUGUUGGCUAGUCAUAUUUUUAAUUCAUCCAGCUCAUUGAAAUAAGAUCCGCUGCUGAAAAAGGGAAAAACUCCUUGUUUAAUGUUUGAUUUGUUCUAGGUGAAAAUAGGAAGGGAAAAAAACAAAUCAAGGUAAAAGCUGUCACUCAAAUCUGCCAUUUAAUUUCUUAAGUUGGUGUGGGUAUUUUGGAAGGGGUUCCCGAAUUAUUUUUUGGAGCCCCAUUUGAUUAAAGAAUCCAUCAGUCAUAAAUAAGGAAAAAGCAACUCAAUUUCGGAAGAUGGAGUGUAAUAAAGACGAAGCGAUGAGGGCAAAAGAAAUUGCUAUCAGAAAGUUUACCGAGAAAGAUUAUGCCGGUGCAAAGAAGUUUGCUCUGAAGGCUCAAUCCUUAUAUAAUGGGCUUGAAGGAAUCACACAGAUGAUAACCACCUUUGAUGUAUUUUUAUCAGCUGAGACGAAAAUAAAUGGCGAGGUGGACAAGUAUGCCAUUCUCGGCAUUUCUCCCCUUGCUGAUGACGAGACCCUAAAAAAGCAUUUCAAAAAAUUGGCGCUUCAGCUGCAUCCCGAUAAAAACAAGUCCAUUGGUGCUGCGGGUGCUUUCCAGCUUGUGUCCGAAGCAUGUAAUUUCUUAAGUAAUAAAGCUAACAGAGCCGCUUACGACAGUCGGCGUAAUGUGAAAACUUUUGUGCAGAGAGCUCCUUCACAGACUGGUAUUUCGACAGGGUUUGCUGGUGGUGUGUAUCAGCCGAAGUUUGCAACCAAUGCUGGAUUUUCAGUGCCACCGUAUGGCGGAUUCAAAGCAGAGCGGAAGCUUCCUACUGAGGCAGUUUUUUUGGGUUCUAAAAAUUCUUCCCAACCGAAGAUCCCUAAUCGAAGUGCGAAUUCAGAAGUCCGUUCAGGGGUUAAUGGGUAUCAUAAACAGCCUGGCCCUGGUUCAACAUCUUCUUUUAGAAAGCCUCCGAAAAGUGACAGUAAAAGAAGUUCUGCAUCCAUUCAAUCGUUCUUCAAGAAUGGCGAGACGUUCUGGACCAUGUGCACAAGGUGCAAGAUGAAGUACGAGUUUCUGCGAGUUUACGUUGAUCAGAUUCUGAAAUGCCCACAUUGUCAAUUGGGCUUUCCAGCUGUUGAAGUAUCUGCACCGUCGAGUCUCACACCAGGUCGCCCGUCGAAACAAAAAAUUGGAGUAUUUGCACCUUCGAAACUCACACCAGUUCGCCCUUCGAAACAAAAAAUUGAAGCAUCUGCACCGCCGGAUCCCGUACCAGUUCGCCGUUCGAAACAAAAAAUUGAAAUAUCUUCACCUUCGAAUCUUGCACCAGGCCGCCCUUCGAAACGAAAAAAGCGAGAUUCAAGCUCAGGACCUCAAACAUUUGUUCCUUGGAAACCUCUGUCCGAAACCUAUUUCAAGUCUAACGAUCAAAAUGUAGCUACGAAUGGUUACUUUUAGUUAAAACAAAGUUAAAACUUGACCAUGAUUACUUUUUCUCUUUGAAAAUAUAGUAUAAUAAUUUAAUUUUAA
Messenger RNA from Amaranthus tricolor (Joseph's coat), 1750 nucleotides. RefSeq lists its product as uncharacterized. Lineage: Eukaryota; Viridiplantae; Streptophyta; Magnoliopsida; Caryophyllales; Amaranthaceae. The record is from RefSeq and is a predicted model, not a curated record. The coding region runs from base 512 to 1678 and encodes 388 amino acids. The transcript has 3 exons.